Messenger RNA from Chara braunii, 579 nucleotides. NCBI's taxonomy places the organism in Eukaryota, Viridiplantae, Streptophyta, Charophyceae, Charales, Characeae. The record is from the annotation of a GenBank genome assembly.
GGUAGGCGACAAAAUGUGCUGCCAGCGCUCAGGCUGAACAGUCCUCUGUAAUCACAGUUCUGAAUUCUCAUGCUCCAGCUGUCUUUUUCUCUUUUUUUAAGUUUUUUUUUUUUUUUUUGAUGCUGGUGCAAGCUGCGGAUGACGGCCCCGACUACGUGGCAACUUCGGAGGCUGUCAUUGAGCUAUGCUACACGUUGGGUUGCGGCAUCAUUCCACGAGCGACACCGAGAUGGUGGAUCAAACGCAGGACGUGGGGGACAUGGGAAGAACCUUCGACAAUGCGAUGAUGCCACGGAUGACUACUUCAACGAGAAGCAGCACAGCGCCGAGGAGCAGCAGAGGGGCCACCAGAAGGAGCACAGCGACGAGGAGCUGCAGAGGGAGCCUGCGGUACAGGUCGGCCAUGAACUGCACGGUGGAGAGGGCAGCAAUGAGCACACGAUGGCGGAGAAGGCAAGAGUUUUAUCGGACGUGCAGCAUGUGACGACAUGCAUGGGAAUACGACGCUUGUGAAGAAACCUCUUCUGUGGAUGGACUGAAGUUGCAGCCGGGAAAAAAAAAUAAAUUCCGACGGUUGAU